Messenger RNA from Salmo salar (Atlantic salmon), 557 nucleotides. Lineage: Eukaryota; Metazoa; Chordata; Actinopteri; Salmoniformes; Salmonidae. The record is from RefSeq and is a predicted model, not a curated record.
CCCCUCCUCUCUCUCUCUGUCAGGUGGAGAUGGAUGAUAUAGAGAAUGAGGACAAGCGGUAUUGUCUCUUCCUCCAGCUGCUAGGCGACAGCAGGAAGUGGGAGGAGUUUCAGCAGCUGAUGCUCCUCCUCCAGGCGUGGCCACCUAUGAUGAAAGAGGAAGUUGCUCAGUCUGAGCGUAACCCCUGGGUGGUGUUGACCUCGACCCUAAUAGAAUGCUGCAGAGGUCAAGGGUCAGAGAUCGGACUGGACCUGGGUCAGGAGAUCAUGAACAUGGUCCGCUCCCUCUACCCCUCCAAACACAAACUACCUGCACAGUGUAUCAGAUACAUGUCGUCCCUGCUCCUGGACCAACCAGGCCUACGGCUCCCAGCUCUGAAACUGUUGACCGAGAGUCAAGACCCCCAGCUGUUAGAGCUGGCCCUGGAUCAGAUCAACAACAUCACCGAGGUAACAAUCACACUUUAUUCAUCCGUAUUGACUCACAGAAUGGGUCUUCUGCUCCGUAUUGACUCACAGAAUGGGUCUUCUGCUCCGUAUUGACUCACAGAAUGAGUC